Erythranthe guttata (spotted monkey flower) is the source of this 1297-nucleotide messenger RNA. RefSeq names its product DBH-like monooxygenase. NCBI's taxonomy places the organism in Eukaryota, Viridiplantae, Streptophyta, Magnoliopsida, Lamiales, Phrymaceae. The record is from RefSeq and is a predicted model, not a curated record.
UUUCGGGGGGCCUAUUAGAAAUUAGUCUCUCUCUCUCUCUCUCUCCCGGGUUCUGGAGACAUCUGGAAAGACAACGGAAGAAUAUACAUACACACACUAUACGGUGCCCUUUUUAAAGUAACUUCCACACAGCUCUCUAUCUAUAUUAUUCUCUCUCUCUCUCUCUACCACCACCUAACAGAAUUUUCGCUGAUUUUUUCUCUCACUUGAAGAAGAACGCAGUUCAUUAGGGCUUUCGUGGUUUUGAUUUCCCCCCUCUUAACCUGAUUUUUUCUAGGGUUCUCGGGGUGUAUUUGAGAAUCAGGAGCUAUGGAGAGCUAUUUGCCGUUGAAAUUGAAAAGGAAAGACCUAGAAGAUGUCAACGAUGAUUUCUCCGACUUUUCCCUCUCUUCUCCCGCCAGAAAAAUCCGACGUCUGGAUGCUGAAUUGCCGCCUAUAAUAGAGGAAGAAGAAUCUGAGGUUCCUAUCUCGUUGGAUUACUCCAUGCCACAUGAACAGAGCUUCGGUUUCCGUAAUUCAUCGAGCGGUGUUAAGAUUGAAGAAUUACCGAGCAAUGAUGAAAGGGCGAUUGUGUUGUUUAAACCAAACAGCCCCAAUCCACUCCUGCAUUAUCCUUCCAAUUUCUCAGUGUCCGUCAAUCCUAAUUUCAUCUCUGUGUUCAACAAUCAAGUCCUGCAGUCUGGUCCAUCAAACUCUUGGAAACUAGUUGAUGUCGAGGAGGCGGAGGAUAACAACUCCAGUUCUGGUGACAGGUGUCUAGCUGUUGUUCCGUGGGUCCCAUCACAGCUCUCUUCCUCACAAGGAACCGUCUCGCCUUCUCAAAUCGAUAACUCUGAGUGUGAGAUGAUGGACGUUCAAGACAUGGAAGAAACGACAAUGGAGGUGGAAGAUGCGACUGGUAUUGACCAAAGGAAUGCUAAUGGAGGCGGUGGGAUGAGUAUAAACGAAGGCUUCCAUCAAUGGCAGCAGCACUGCUUUGUUCCACACCCUCCCCAAAACACUACCGCACCAAUUGUUUGGUACCCAUAAUGGCUUAAUUUACCGUCUCGGGGUAUUGUAAUUAGUGCGUAGUUAGAAUUUUGUGUUAGUUGCUGCCGUUUCGAACUGUGUUCGAUAGGUUUUACUGUUGAGGGAGUUUGUCUGUAAGGGCGAAACGGCUUAUCCUAGCAAUUCAAGUUUAGCAUCGUGUAAGCAGCGUUUGUGGAUCCGAUCGAUCGCCUUUCUCUGUGGCCACUGGCCGGAGUAAAUGAUUGUCCUAAUCUUCCGACUUGAGACUCCUUGAAAUUUUGUGAGCAAA